This is a messenger RNA of Ictalurus furcatus (blue catfish), 2567 nucleotides long. Its product is annotated as potassium voltage-gated channel subfamily A member 10. The transcript has a single exon. Gene Ontology annotation, molecular function: protein binding; delayed rectifier potassium channel activity. NCBI's taxonomy places the organism in Eukaryota, Metazoa, Chordata, Actinopteri, Siluriformes, Ictaluridae. Gene Ontology annotation, cellular component: membrane; voltage-gated potassium channel complex. The record is from RefSeq and is a predicted model, not a curated record. The coding region runs from base 558 to 2228 and encodes 556 amino acids. Gene Ontology annotation, biological process: protein homooligomerization; potassium ion transmembrane transport.
UCAAUUUGAAGCCUGGAAAAGGAACUGUACAAAAGAUGAAAGGAACUUGAGCAUUGGAAGCUCAGUGAUUAAAACGUUGGACUACUGAUGGGAAGGUUGUGAGUUCAAAUCCCAGCACUGGCAAGCUACCACUGCUAGGACCUCGAGAAAGGCCCUGAACCCUCAACUGCUCAGUUGUAUUAAAAAAAAGAGAGAUGAAUGUAAGUCGCUCUGGAUAAGGGUGUCUUUAAAUUCUAUCCUAUGGGAAUUCCUAUAUUUUCUCAGUAUACAGAGUCUGGUUAAUCUGACUAAGGAUGCUCAGCUGAAUUCGACUAUGAAGUCCAAUUUCGGGCAAUGACAUCUGUUCUGUAUUCUUUGUCUGUGUCUACAGAUCAGGUGAUGGUGUCUUGGGAUUUGUCUCCCUGCUGCAGAACGAGUUAGGACAAGUCUGGAUCCUCCUCUAGCUUGCUGCACUCUGCAGUGUACAUAGAGCAGGGUGGCCUGUGCCCGUGGUUUCCACUCAGCAGUUCAUCCUGGGUUAAGCAGCUCAGGUGUGCCCCAGGGAGGGCAGAGAGGCCAUGGAGGUUCCUCUGGUAAACUUUGAGAACCUGGAAGAUAUCGGAAUUAACCUGGGAGACCCAAGUGACUCAGGAUAUCCAGCUUCACCCACUUCAGAGACACCAGAGCAGAACCAGCUGACCCAUGGUCUGGAUUCACCGACGCAUUCACCGCAAAGACAUAGGAGGCCAGGAAACACAACAACCUCUCCCACAACACUCACUAAGAAAGGGACCUCAAGUUGCAACAGUCUCAUCUCUAACUGGAAGGUACUUAUGAACAGUGAAGGCAGUCCCUGUGAGGCUCUCCUAGGCAAGGUGGCUAAAGACUAUUGUGAUGACUUGUUUGCAGAAAAGCAGAACCUUGAAGAAGGUGACCAAAGGGUAGUCAUCAAUGUCUCAGGAAUGAUGUAUGAGACAACACUUAAAACUCUGAACCAGUUCCCUGAUACUCUCCUUGGGGAUCCUAAGAAGAGGAUUGACUAUUUUGACCCCAUGAAGAAUGAGUAUUUUUUUGACCGCAAUCGUCCAAGCUUUGAUGGAAUCCUGUACUUCUAUCAGUCCGGUGGUAAGAUCCGCAGACCAGCAAAUGUACCACUGGAUGUUUUUGCUGAUGAGAUUGUCUUCUACAGGCUGGGCCAUGAAGUGAUGGAGCAGUUUAGGCAGGAUGAAGGUUUCAUCAAAGAUCCUGAACCUCAGUUGCCGAAAAGCGAGCUUCACCGUCAGUUCUGGCUCUUAUUUGAGUACCCAGAGAGUUCUAGUGCCGCCAGAUCUGUGGCUGUAGUGUCUGUUCUUGUCAUUACUAUCUCCAUUUGUAUCUUUUGUCUAGAGACUCUCCCAGAAUUCCGCGAUGACCAUGAAUUCCCCCAUAAAGUUGUUAACUUAACCCAUGAUGCUAACAGAACACUUCUGUCCCCAAGCCCUCCUCCCAAAAGCCUGGAAUCUACCUUUACAGAUCCCUUCUUUAUGGUAGAAACUAUAUGUAUAAUUUGGUUCUGCUUUGAGCUAGGAGUGCGCUUUGUUGUGUGCCCUAGCAAGAGUGAGUUUUUCGGCAACAUCAUGAAUGUGAUUGAUAUUGUUUCCAUCAUGCCGUACUUCAUCACUGUAAUCACAGAGCUCAUGGCCACUCAUGACUCAGCGGCUAAUCAGAACAUGUCUCUGGCCACUUUACGUGUCAUCAGACUUGUGAGAGUAUUCAGGAUCUUCAAACUCUCCCGUCAUUCCAAGGGGCUGCAGAUUCUGGGACAAACCCUAAAGGCCAGUAUGAGGGAGCUUGGAUUGCUCAUCUUUUUCCUCUUCAUUGGAGUCAUCCUUUUCUCCAGUGCCAUUUAUUUUGCUGAGGUUGAUGAACCUGAAACACAAUUUGUGAGCAUCCCAGAGGGGUUCUGGUGGGCUGUGGUCACCAUGACAACAGUUGGCUAUGGUGACAUGUGCCCAAUAACCUUGGGGGGUAAGAUGGUGGGAAUCCUCUGUGCCAUCGCUGGAGUGCUGACAAUUGCUCUGCCUGUUCCUGUCAUUGUUUCUAACUUCAACUAUUUCUACCAUCGUGAAACAGAGCAGGCAGAGAAGCGUGUGAUGGAUGCAGCUGCAGAGGCUGCUGCAAAUCAGAAUACUGAUGAGAAAUAUGAUAGUAACUAUUCUCUGGACAAAAGCAAUGGGAACUGGCAGACUGAAAAAAAUGGCAUUCCUUGAAAAAUGUUGUGCUGCUAAAACCAGCUUUAAUAGCGAUAAAAUGACUGAACAACAAUGUACUUAGAAAAUAUAAUUUUGGAUUAACUAUUAUGUACUUAAUGCAACAUAUAAAUGAACAGUACUUUUGUUGUAAGUGCGGUCAUAUCAAGAAACUUAGGAAAUGAUGUAGAGCAGGCUAACGGCUGCUGAAAACACCUCAGAACCAUGGCUGUGCUUUUCCCUACAACCUCUUCAGUCAAUCUGCCUAGUAAAGUGCCAGUGGGGCAAUUACAAAGGCUGAUUAAGGACAUUUACCCUUUAAUGCAUUCAAAGCAGCUUAUCAGCAGUAGAGAGUAAUUA